UUUUUGUAAGUCUUAAAUUAUGUCAUAUACAUAGAUCGAUCAUUAUGUGAAAUGUCUUAAUUUAUGUACAAAUGAUAUAUAGAAACUCUGUAGAAUUAUAGAAAUAUAUUUAAAAUGUUGAAGAUACACUUGUACAUUAAUAUGCUGCGCAGCUAACAAUUUCCCCUCAAGUGGUCUUGAAGGGCAUUUAUGGUACAUUAGUCUGACCAGGGGCAGAUAACUCGAAUAAUGUUUACACUUGGAGAUUUAGGAUGAUUUUAAAACUAGCAGCUUUUGAUUGUAAGACGAUGUCCUCCAGACUGAGCAGUCUUCUGACCUACUCUAACUUUGUGCAUGCUGUGUCAGGAGCCACGGGCAGUGUGAUUGCAAUGACUGUGUUUUAUCCUCUGGAAACUGUUAGAACAAGAUUACAGGUUCAUGUAGGCAGGCAAGCUAAACACACACCAAUGGAAGCUUUAGACAUUAUAAAAGAUGAAGGGGUAUUGUCCCUAUACCAGGGCCUUUUUCCUGUACUGGUCACACUGUGUUGUUCUAACUUUGUGUACUUCUAUACCUACAAUGGUCUGAAAACAAUACUCCAGGAGGAAGGGAGCAAGCCAGGGCCAUUGAAGGAUCUACUGAUGGCUUUUGUCUCUGGGGUCAUCAAUGUUCUGAUCACAAACCCUCUGUGGGUUGUCAACACUAGGAUCAAACUACAGGGACUUAAAUGUGGCACUGAAACACAGAAAACAACACCCCCUCCCACCUACAGGGGGAUCUUAGAUGGUCUACGUAAAAUAAUUUCACAGGAAGGUGUACGUGCCCUAUGGAAUGGAACCUCAGCUUCCGUAAUUUUAGCUUCCAAUCCCUCCAUUCAAUUUAUGGUCUACGAGACUGUCAAAAGAUACUUCCAACAAUUUUUCAAAUCAAAAGAUCUUAGUGGAUUUUUAUACUUCACCAUUGGAGCAAUAUCAAAAACAGUUGCAACCAUAGUAACCUACCCUUUGCAAAUCUUGCAGUCUCGAUUAAGAGCUAGUACCAAAAAAUCAGAAAAUUCCAAAAAGGUUGCUCAAAGUUUACUUGAUAUAAUCAGAUCUGAGGGUUUUCUUGGAUUAUACAGAGGAAUGGAGGCUAAGCUGGUACAGACAGUGCUGACGGCAGCUCUCAUGUUUAUGUGUUAUGAAAAAAUAGCUUCUUUAAUCUUUAAAACGAUGGGACUUAAAACGUAAACAAAUCAAAGAUUUUGUAAAACAAUUAUACUGUCAUUUGUACACCGGUUCAUUGUAAUAAUAUAAUUAUAUGUAGCUGUGCAUUUAUCAUGACAAAUGCAAUAUUUUAUAUUUUUUAACGUUACUUAUUUUUUCAUGUUUAUUGAAUAAAUGUAAUUUUAACAAA
Molecule: messenger RNA, 1374 nt
Organism: Saccostrea cuccullata (small rock oyster)
Lineage: Eukaryota; Metazoa; Mollusca; Bivalvia; Ostreida; Ostreidae
Product: peroxisomal membrane protein PMP34-like
Exons: 9
Coding region: 252-1208 (318 amino acids)
Biological process (GO): transmembrane transport
Cellular component (GO): peroxisomal membrane
Molecular function (GO): FMN transmembrane transporter activity; coenzyme A transmembrane transporter activity; NAD transmembrane transporter activity
Source: RefSeq, a predicted model, not a curated record